CUUUUAUUUCCUGCCACGCCACGCCCCGAUGUUCCCUAUCCUCUCGAAGUAUUUUUAAUGGCGUUUCCACCUACAGGACGAGACGGAAACUGGUUCUUGAGUGCUUCCAGUGUACUGCAAACAACUCGGAAACAAGAGCACAAAAGAACGGAACACAGCUAGAUCGACACACGGCGUAUCGACGUUAUUUCUACCGGACAUUAUCGGUCUCGUAUUUUUACCUGAUCCAAUGAGGGAUAAAAGAAGUUUACAAAAAAAAAAAAAGAGAAAAAGAAAUAAAAAGAGGAAACGAGCAUUGAAAGAUUGAUGGGUUUAAUCUCGACGUUCUCCUCGAUUCUUUGACAAAAAUCCAUUUAUUCUUCGGCUCGAUCUCCGCGCCGGAUAACAGUUUCUACGAUGCAAUUCAAAUAUUUUUUCAUCGUUCCGAUUAAACGAGCAACUUUCUUUCUGGUAGAAAGGAAAUGAAGUUAGCGAAGUGUGGAGCCGAGAUAACAUUUAUUUAUCGAACGGAGCAUCGAUAUGGCGAAGUUGGUGGUGAAGGGUGGCAAGGGGGCGCGACAGCGAUGUCGCAAAAUUGGCAAACGCGACACGCUCCAACCUCCAACUUUGCGUUUCACACAGGAAAAUAGUUGGUAACUGGGAAAAAAAUUUCUGAAUCUUCUUCGCGUUUUAUCCGAUCUAUAAAUCAAACUUCAGGGAAACAAGAAAGUUGUCGAAGGAAGGGUAGAAUAGACAUGUCCUCGUUGACGGUGGUGCACGAUUCGCGGUUGAUGUUGUUGGAAUUAAUGGUGCAAAAUUUAUACAUGCCAUGGAAGGAUAUACUGGACGCGACUCUAAUGAAGAAAACUGUGAUAAUGUUUCGAAUGUUGGACAACGAAUGGACAACGUUAAUGCCAAACCGACGCGACUAUCGGUCUUAUCGUGGCUCGAAUUAUCAAAACGAACGUUUCUACGGCGGUAGAUCGGUGGUGUUCGCCUUACCGGAAAGCACACUCGAAAAGAACGUCUCCGGUGUAGAUUUGCAGCUGUACGUAUCCAAGGAGGUAUCCAAGUAUUUCGAAUUAGAACGACGUCAGAACUUUGGAUUCACCCUCGUCAAGAUGGACGGUCUGCUUAACGGUAUUAUAAAGGACCUCCGUGAACGGAACGAGCUGGAAGGUUAUUUUUCUAGUGCUCUCGAGCGAGAACCUAUAUCAAGAUCUACGCGCGGAACGUUCCCGUUGUUCGACGAGGACGUACAGAAAACAAACGCGACCAUCGAGCUGUACGUGCGGAUCAGUUUCCUAGGGAAAUGCAUCAUCACCGAGGUGUACGCACCCAUAAGUACGAAGAAAGCGUUCUACGCUCGGGAGGAGUCGGACGAACGUUAUCCGUAUCAAUUCCGAGAGUUAACAACCGUGGACGUGGAGUCCUUCUGUUGGGGCAGUUUGACCAUCAUUCCACCAGUUCACCCAGACUAUUUAACUUGCGCGUGUAAGGUAAUCCCGGACAGCUUCGAAGAAACUACUCAGACCAAGAAGAAGAAGAGGAAACAGAAACCAACCCUGAAAGAAAUCUAUCUAGCCAGAUUAGCCCUGUUUCAAGAACUGCUAGCAAAAUUGAAAGAACUCCGAAAGAACAGGCCGGAGAUCAUCGAACCGGGUGGGAAACCAAAGGGAAUUUGUCCACCACCCUGUCGUCCGAUCUCCUGCAUCUACACUUUACCGCCGAGCGUUUGUACCUCCCCUUGUCAACCGACCGUUUACUGUCUCGCAAACGCGACAUGAGCUGAAAUUUCCAUACAAAGGGGAAACCGCGGUAUGCCGUCGAAAGGUACCCGGCAGCCGUAACGUCCGCCUAAAUCCAGUCGAACUUUUACCAUUGUUCCAGGUCUGGGAUCUUCCACGAGAGGCAGGCGAGUAUUUUAUCAUCGUUCGCAUUGCGCGAAGAUUCGGAUCUCGAGUGGGCGAAAAUCGUUGAUCGCAAGAGACGCAUGGAAUCCAUGAAACGUUCGCGAAAAAUGGAACGAACUACCCUUCCUCGGUUCAUAAUUCUAUGCCAUGUAUAACCUUUCUUAUUCAAAAUUUUUGCGGAGUGGUAAACCGCGCUGAAUGUAUUUUUUCUUCUCUCCAGUCGAAUCGUUCGGUGUGUGAUUUUAACGAAAUUUCAAGAUAUUUGUUCACUAAUUAAAUUGUACUACGUGAUUAAGUCCGACGAAUAAACGAUCGACCAUACAAGUAUUAAAAAA
Osmia lignaria (orchard mason bee) is the source of this 2227-nucleotide messenger RNA. RefSeq lists its product as uncharacterized. NCBI's taxonomy places the organism in Eukaryota, Metazoa, Arthropoda, Insecta, Hymenoptera, Megachilidae. The record is from RefSeq and is a predicted model, not a curated record.